Molecule: messenger RNA, 1050 nt
Organism: Orbilia oligospora ATCC 24927
Lineage: Eukaryota; Fungi; Ascomycota; Orbiliomycetes; Orbiliales; Orbiliaceae
Exons: 3
Coding region: 1-1050 (349 amino acids)
Source: RefSeq, a predicted model, not a curated record
AUGGAGGGUGCCGCGUCGAGAAUCUUGAACUCGUCUCGGAAUAUUAGCCGGGACUCCCAGAUGCAGACAGAGGUUGAAGAACUUCUAGAUGUGGAGCUGCCACGCGCAGUGAGAAACAUAGCGAGAAAAGGUGCCAGACAAAGGGAACUCACAGGUGACUUCUUAACAGACUCAGGGGACUUUAUCACGUACGCCCUAGAGCUGCUCGAUGAAGUGGCAACUGUCAUCUCAGACCGAAGGCGCAUACGAGCAUACCUCAGUAGGAAGUUGGCGGGCGACGAUGACUCGGUUGAUCUCGACGAUGCAAACGAUCUGGAUAAAAGACGCUCCGCACUCAUAGAAUUAAAAGAUACUUCGACAAAUAUCAAUCAGAUUUGGGAAAACACUCUUUCCGAAACACAGCCGAUUUCGAUCCACACCUCUAGAAAUACCUACACUUCAUUCCAAGAGCGCAGAAGGAGUUCUGUUCCGUCAAGCGCUUAUACUCAAGAGUCGCCGUUGCCAUUGUCCCCGUACAAUAUAAGGGACUCAGGACAGGCCUUCGAUUACCCAAGCUCUCAUCUCCAGCCCUCGCCGUUAGCUUCACAGCCAAGCAACGGACAAUUCGCCCAAAGGUUUCUAGAUUCUGAAGACCACGAGGAGCAAGAGGAAUACGACGAGGAAGACGAAGAGGAAGAUAUGCCAUCUUACUUAGACGCGUAUGGGGAAAUGGAAAUAGACCGCUCGGGCGCCUCAUAUCAGGCCAGGCGGACUUCAGGUUCCACACCAGCCUCAUUAUCAAGUCCUGGGAGUAUAGACCCUGGGUUAGAUCUUGAGAGACGAGGUACUGGGAAUUAUGUGUGCCGGCUUGAGUGGCAGUGUAGAAAGGGUGGGGUUGUGGACGAAGAGCUAGUAGUUUUCAAGCGCAACAGCGAUUACAGGAGGCACAUGAAUAAGCAUGAUAAACCGUACAAAUGUGAUAUUCCUGGAUGCAAAAAUACCGCCGGUUUCUCAAGGCUGGACCAGCUGAAUAGACACAAGGUCCAGAUUCAUACCAUUAAGCUUUAUUAA